AUUUCUGUGCUCUCAUGGCAUUUCCUUUGUCUCAUUCUUUGCCUUUUAUCGUGAUAAUGGGUGUAUGUUUCUUAUGUACAGUAGUUGUCAGAAAGUGUUGGCUGAAUUGAAGUAUGAGGCAUAAUAUGUGGUUUUUACAUGUAGGUCUUAUCUCUGACUAGACCAGUAGGCCCCACAGGGGGCAAGCAUCAUGUCUUUUUACGUAGAGUUUAUUUGUUGAUUGACUAUUCUACUGAAAACUUGAAACAUUUUACUGACAAUUCAGAUCACUAAUUAUAAAAUGCUACUGACCUCUAAGGUUGUUAAUGUUAUUUUAGUCCCUUUAUAAUGUACUAAAGAGAUUAAAGAGAAUGGAAUUUAUGCCCCUUGCUUAGUUUUGUUUAUCCACAAUUCUUCAGUUAUUACAAUGUGACUAUUAAAAAAUAAAGUUUCAUAGACACCGUUAGAUUGAUAUCACAUAAAGGUUAUAAUCGCACAUGUUAAAUUUUACUAUCAACAAGUCAGGAGAAAAAUAUAUCUGCUUUUUUUAGGUUUUGAACUCAAUACCUGUGAAGAAACUCAAGCAUUAGCACUGCAAGUUAUACUCUCACUAAUUCAGUACAACCAACAGUACAGGAGUUAGAAAACUGUCCUGGACUUUGCAUGAUUCAUCAGGUGUUGAUCAAACGAAAAUGCAUCAUUGGCUAUCACAUUUUGAAUACCCUUGUUGAAGUUUGCUGCGGUGAAGAUAUUACUCAUAUCAGUGAGAAUGGAGAGUUUAAGUUGGAUAUAGAGUCCAGUGCUAUAAUCCAAGAUGUGAAACUAUUAGAGGAGCUGUUGCUUCACAGGAAGAUAUGGAAUAAAGCAGAGCAAGGUGUUUGGGAAACCCUGCUAGCGGCUUUGGAAGUCCUCAUCCAAGCAGAUCACCACCAGCAGGUGUUUAACAUUAAGCCGUUAUUGAAAGCUCAAGUGGUUCAUCACUUUCUACUGACCUGUCAGGUUUUGCAGAUGCCACCUGCAUUUUACCCUGCUGGCCCUGAAGAAGCAAGCUGCCAUAUGGAGAGAGGGCAUAGAGCUGUGGUGGCCCCUUGGAGCUGAAAGCAGCCAGAAAUAAAAUGGGGACCUCAGUGCUACACUCACAGGGGGAUGAAUUCUGCCAAGAACCUGGAGGAGCUUGGAAGUGGAUCCUUCCCCAGCUGAGCCUCAGAUCAGAACUCAGCCCCAACUGACACCUGACUGCAGCCUACAAGACCCUGAUCAGAGGACCCAGCUGAGCUGUGCCAAGACCCCUGACCCACAGGAACUAUGAGAUAAUACACAGGUGAUGUUUUAAGCCACUAAAUGAUGGCAGUUUGUCACACAACAACAAAAAAGUAAUGGUGGUGAAGGGAGAGACGUGGAGCAUAAGAUGGACUAUUUUUUAAAUGAGCCAUUAUCUAAAAGCCUUCCAUGUUUCUGGCACUAGGAGGUCUCUAAGAGCAAUCGGAAGCUGUUUAAUUAGCACCUUUCCAGGUCUGCAAAGGUGCUCCUUAUCACCAGCAGUCAGUAAGAGCCAGAGCUGGGAGAGAUUCUGCCAGUGCUGCCCCUCGGGAAUCCUCAGGAAUCAUCUGGAAGGUUUGUACUGAUUUAUUCUGCGUGUCGCAGAGGUGCAGAUUCUUCAUGUCAGAUGGCAGAUUUGACUUUUUAAGAAGACCAACAAGAGUCACUGUGUGCUGAGUCUGGUGUUGGCGCCAGUGACUGUCUCAGCUUUGAGAUGUGGCUGUGGACGUCAAGUCUGGUUUUCUCAUCUGGCCUCACACUGCGGCUCUGGAGAGGGUUUGCAAGUAUGGGUGAGUGUGUUGCCCCCACCUCUCUCCCUGUGUGAAAAGCAUCUGCUGUCUGGUCCAUGUCCCCAGGAAGUGCUUGUCUUCCCUUUUUGAUGACCUUCCAUGUGAGGCUGAAGCUGGGCAGUGGUUGCAAAUGCUCAGCUGGGUUGCAGAGGCCACCGUGCUCAUCCUUAUCAUGGAAUGGGGCAGGGAGGUGCUGGGGUGGUGUGGGAAGACCAGAGUUGGGGUCUGUGUCCACAGCCUCUCCUUGGGGUCUGUGUCCACAGCCUGCCCCUUGCUCUUCCAGCACCACCAACUCUGGUUAUAGUGUGAGCCAAGAAAUAAGCAAUAGAAGAAGAAAUACAUGUGGCCAUGGCAGAACAAAUAUGGGCCCUGGCAAGGCAGGUCUGCUUCCUCUUGGGCCUCUAAUUAUACUUGUGUUAGACCUUCUCUCUCUGCAUCCUCUCUACAUCUUUCCCUGUGUUCUGUUUUUCCAUCUAUUUGUUUCUCCAUGGUUACUUAAAUAGGAAAUUGAGUUGUAAAUGACAUACAAUAAACUGCAUGUAUUUAAAGUGCUCAUUGCUAAGUUUUUAUAUAGGUACCCACCUGUGAAAUUACCACCACAGUCAAGACAAUGAACAUAUUUAUCCACCCAAAAGUUUAAUCAUGCCUCCUCACUGUUCCUGCCCACUCGUCCACAAUGCGUCUCAGGCAACCACUGAUCUGCUUCCUGUCAGUAUUGAUCAUUUUACAUUUGCUAGAAUUUUAUAUAAAUAAAAUCAUAUGGUAUAUAUUACUUUA
This is a messenger RNA of Galeopterus variegatus (Sunda flying lemur), 2585 nucleotides long. RefSeq names its product lysosomal-trafficking regulator-like. The coding region runs from base 643 to 1077 and encodes 144 amino acids. The record is from RefSeq and is a predicted model, not a curated record. NCBI's taxonomy places the organism in Eukaryota, Metazoa, Chordata, Mammalia, Dermoptera, Cynocephalidae. The transcript is spliced from 4 exons.